Messenger RNA from Cyanidioschyzon merolae strain 10D, 753 nucleotides. RefSeq names its product probable nicotinamide mononucleotide adenylyl transferase. Gene Ontology annotation, molecular function: nicotinamide-nucleotide adenylyltransferase activity; nicotinate-nucleotide adenylyltransferase activity. The record is from RefSeq and is a predicted model, not a curated record. The coding region runs from base 1 to 753 and encodes 250 amino acids. NCBI's taxonomy places the organism in Eukaryota, Rhodophyta, Bangiophyceae, Cyanidiales, Cyanidiaceae. The transcript has a single exon. Gene Ontology annotation, biological process: NAD+ biosynthetic process.
AUGUGGGUAUCGGGCAUUGCGUUGUGCACGGUAGGCAAUAUGAGUCGCGGCUCGUUCAACUGUCAGCGGGUUGGGGUCCUGCUCAGCGCUGGCAGUUUCUCGCCCCCGACACUGAUGCACCUGCUCUCUCUCGAGCAAGCUCGCGAGUACGUUGAAAAUACUUUGCAUCAUCCAGUUUGGAAAGGGUUUCUCUCACCAGUGCACGACGCUUAUCAGAAACCUGGUCUGGUGGCGGCGAAACACCGGCUACAGAUGUGUGCGCUCGCUGUGAAAGACUCGGACUGGGUCCAAGUCGAUGCCUGGGAAGCCCAGCAACCCUGCUACUCUCCGACGUUUCAGGUUGUGCAGAGCCUGCGAGAACGUUUGGAGGCCCAGCGACGCCUGCCUGACCCUGGUCCGAGUGUUUUCCUUGUUUGUGGUGCUGAUCUCGUUGCCUCGAUGAACAAUCCCAGUAUCUGGCCUGUUGAGCACUUGCAGAAACUAUUCGCGCUCUGUGAGGUGGUGGCGCUUCCACGCCCUGCUCUCGAUGCAACUGACGAAGAAGCACUAGAACGGGUCCUAAGACAAUAUCCUGCUGCAAUCCAUUACUGGAAAGACGCACCCGUCCAGUGCAAUAUCUCAUCGACGCUGGUACGCGAACGCGUCGCACAUGGGCGCUCGAUACGCUACCUCACGCCCCGUGCCGUGGAGAACUACAUCUGGGAGCACGGAUUAUAUAGACAAACAAACCCUAGUAUUGAAUCCGCCCAAUAA